Westerdykella ornata is the source of this 2188-nucleotide messenger RNA. RefSeq names its product TPR-like protein. The transcript has 3 exons. Gene Ontology annotation, biological process: cell division. Gene Ontology annotation, cellular component: anaphase-promoting complex. The record is from RefSeq and is a predicted model, not a curated record. Bases 108 to 2054 code for a protein of 648 amino acids. Gene Ontology annotation, molecular function: protein binding. Lineage: Eukaryota; Fungi; Ascomycota; Dothideomycetes; Pleosporales; Sporormiaceae.
CAUGACUCGCGCUAAUUCAACGACAACUGGAUGAGGGAGUGAGGGAGAUUUCUGGAUUUCGGAAAUCCGUUCUCCAUGUCUUGACGCUCUUCAAUAGGUGCUCCAAAAUGGGUACCCUUUCCAAGGCCGAUGAGGCCAUCCUGAAAGCGCAACUGCAGGACGCCGUCAUCUCCUGCAAUGACCGUUGUCUCUAUCAAUCCGCGAAAUGGGCUGCCGAACUGCUCAAUUCUCUCCCCUCCGCUGAUGACGACGGUUCUGCGACCGACAUCGAUUCGCCCAUGUCUGAUGAGCCUAUACCCCCUCGUACGCCUGUCGGAUCGGGACGGAAUGACCCAGUCGAAUCGAAUCUUGAAGCACGCGAAGCGCACAAGUACCUGCUCGCGAAAUCAUACUUUGACUGCAGAGAAUAUGAUCGCUGUGCCGCGGUUUUCCUUGCCGGCAAUAUACCAAGGGACUUUGAAAUGCCCACGUCAACGCCUCUGGCAACAGCGAGACCAUCAAGCAAAGGAAAAGCCAAAAUGGGUACCCCUACAAAGGCAAAAGUGUCGUAUGACCCCUUACGGCGUUUGAGCCAGAAGGCCCUCUUUUUAGCCUUGUAUGCGAAGUAUCUGGCCGGCGAGAAGAAGAUGAACGAGCAAAGUGAGAUGAUACUGGGGCCAGCGGAUGGAGCUGCUGCGCACAACAAGGAGUUGCCUGGAAUAUCAGCCAUUCUUCAAGAAUGGUUUGCCAACGUCCCAUCUUCGGGAAGGGAGUCGCAGGGCUGGUUAGAAUACCUUUACGGCAUCAUUCUUGCGAGAGGCAGGAAUGACAAGCAAGCUUUGGAGUAUUUCAUCAAGAGCGUGCACCUAUACCAGUACAAUUGGGGUGCGUGGCAGGAGUUAUGCAACUUGAUAGGUACUCUAGAGGAGCUCACAGCGGUCGUGCCACGCUUGCCUCGAAAUCUCAUGACCUUCAUUUUUCACGUGUACGCCUCGCAGGAACUUUAUCAAGCGACGGAGCAGAUCCAUGGACAACUCUCUCAGAUUCUCAGUUGCUUCCCAUCUUCAGCAUUCCUCAAGACACAGCAAGCGUUGCUGCAUUAUCACGCCAAGAAUUUCGAUGAGGCGGAGCAGAUAUUUUCGGACCUCCUAGUUUCCGACCCUUACCGUAUCGAUGGCUUGGACUCCUACUCGAACAUUUUGUACGUCAUGGGCAUGAGGCCAAAGCUAGCUUUCCUGGCCCAGGUCGCUACCGCAACCGACAAGUUCCGUCCGGAGACAUGCUGCGUUGUAGGAAACUAUUACUCUCUGAAGUUAGAACACGAAAAGGCCAUAAUGUAUUUCCGGCGUGCUUUAACCCUUAAUCGGAGCUUCCUCUCUGCUUGGACGCUCAUGGGACACGAGUGGAUAGAAAAACAUAAUACGCACGCCGCUAUCGAGUCGUAUCGACGAGCAGUGGACAUCAACCGGAAAGACUACCGUGCAUGGUACGGGCUGGGUCAGACGUACGAAUAUCUCGACUUGCACUCAUACGCACUCUUUUACUACCAGCGAGCCGCUGCUCUUCGACCUUACGAUCCUAAGCUCUGGAUGGCUGUUGGCCAGUGCUUCGGCCGGGUUGGAAAAUACGCAAACGGAAUUCGCGCUUACAAACGUGCUUUAGUCGCCGGAUCCUACGUUGACAAUCCAGAGGCCAGCCUUGUCAGUGGAGAAGGAUCAAGCCUUGGAGGAGGAGUCCUCGAUCCCGAGGUCCUCUAUCAGAUAGCCCUGUUUUACGAGCGUCUUGAGGACAUGCCCGAAUGUGCUGCAUACAUGGAAAUGGUGCUGGCACAAGAAGAAGGGCCAGAAUAUGAAGAGGGCAGCGGGGAGGCGAGCGGCGGUGUUGGUGUGACUGCAACAACCAGUAAGGCAAGACUAUGGCUAGCGCGCUGGGAAUUCAUAAGAGGGAUGUACCAGCGGUCAAUGGAGCUAGCAAACGAGCUGUGCCAGGACGGUGUGGAGGUUGAAGAGGCUAAAGCUCUCGUGAGGGAUAUCAGGGCUCGGAUAGAGAGCGAAAGGAAUGAAGGGCGAACAUGAAGAUCUAGUUGAUGUAUUGGCACGAGGAUAGAGAGGUCUUGUUUCGGCUUAUUGCAUCGGAGGCGCUUAGGUAUGAUACCCAUCCAAUUGAUUGCUCCUUCAAAUCACUACGGUGUUUCUUCACGUACAAUGAC